GUUUUCUCUUACUAUUAUCACUCAAUCUUUGGCUGGUCAUUUGAGUGACCUUGAUCUUGCUGCUUUUUCCAUUGCUACCACCUUUCUUAUCUCCAUUAGCUUUGGUUUCUUGGUCUUGGGUACCAUGACUAACAUCUACAAGGACUACAAUGAACUUUUCCUUGCUUGCUAAGCUAGCUGACAUCCACAACUAUAUGUGAUGGAAAAGAGUUCUAUAUUACGCCAAGUAUAGGUUACUAUUCUAUUGGUAUUUAUUUUGAAGGAAAUUAGGUAUAUUUAAGGUCUAUAUGUGGGUGCUUAAGGAGGUUAAUGCUUAUAAAAAGAGGGUGUUUUUUUGCUUGUAGGUUGAUGAUGGGUGAUUGCAGGUUAAUUAGUGACUCUAAUUUUGUUUUGUUGAUGAUAAAGCAUUAUAUAACUAUGAUGAUCUUGUGUGUAAAUAGAUUCAUUUAUAUGUUUACAUCUAGACUGUAUAUUUUCAUCGACAAUCUUUCAUUAUCUCCUACAUUACCUAAACCUUGGAUUAUAAAGGUAAAAAAUAUCUCUCUAGAUAACAAUUAUAAGAUCUUUCACUCUUAUGGAUUAUUGAGUAUACAACAUCUCCGACUCCUAUAGUAACCAUUUUUGUAAUAUUGGAGGUAUUAUUGAUGGUGUAUAAACAUGAAGGGAAAUAAAUCGUUAUUAGUCAGAGAGUUGUUGAGGGGAUUUUUUUUCCCUGUCACACUGUUAAUUUGUUAUUUAUAGCUAAAAUGGACUUACUAUUCAAGUAUUGUUGUUCAAAGUAUAAUUUGAAUGUACAGCAUUUAAAAAUGGUCAUGAAUUAUGUUACUUGGACUCGAGUACCCAUGUCCGACAUGGGUACGUGUCCAAGCGUCCGACUCGGUUAUUUUGUGAAAAAAUUUCAUGAUUUUGAAUUAAAAGUGAAGUGUCCGGGUGUCAUACCCAUGUCCGAGUGUCGAGGGUCCAAUACGGGUACGUGAGGUGAAACGAAGAAUCCAAGUAACAUAAGUACUCAUGAACUCAUAAUAAGCCAUAUCCAUAUUUUUGUUAUACAUAUAUGAUGGGCAUGAGUAGGGCACAGGGAUUGGGGAUUACACUUGGGGCAACAGCAAAGUUAAGAUGUUAUUUGGAGCUUAUGUAAGAUUGGGAAGAAAGGUCUCUGUUACCUUUUUAAAUUGAUUUAUGAUGUUCAGAUAGGAAUGGCAACUGCAUUGGAGACAUUAUGUGGGCAAGCCUAUGGUGCUAGACAACACCACAUGCUAGGAAUCUACGUGCAGCGCUCAUGUGUAGUUCUCUCUUUUUGUGCAAUUCUUUUGCUUCCCAUGUUCAUAUUUGCUGCACCUCUACUGAAGAUUCUUGGCUCAUAAUUUACUGGCUUAGUGGCAAGAUGGCUGAUCCCCAUGCACCUGAGCUUUGUAUUUCAAUUCUCAUUUCAGAGAUUCUUGCAGAGUCAACUAAAAAUGGCUAUUAUUGCUUGGUCUUCUGCUGUGUCUCUGGGAGUCCAUGCCAUUAUUAGCUGGCUUUUUGUUUAUAAGCUUGGCGUUGGUAUAGUUGGGACUGCCCUUACUCUUGAUUUCUCUUGGUGGCUCUCAGUUUUUAUAAUGUAUGGGUAUGUUCUUUAUGGUGGGUGUCCUAAGACAUGGAAUGGUUUCUCAUGGCUUGCUUUUACUGAUUUGUGGGACUUCUUCAAGCUUGCCUUGGCUUCUGGUGUCAUGGUCCUAUUGGAGAAUGUCUACUAUCGGUUGCUGGUUAUAGCGUCUGGGGAUGCUGGAAGCUCGCAUGUUGAUGUUGAUGCUCUCUCUAUAUGUGUGACCUUGUUUGGCUGGGAGUCUAUGGUUCCUCUUGGAAUACUCGCUGCCACUGGCGUGCGAGUAGCCAUUGAGUUGGGAGCAGGAAAUGUCAGUGGUGCCAAGUUUGCUGCCAAAGUGUGUAUGCUGACAUCUUUAAUCAUUGGAAUGAUAUUCUCCUCACUGGUCUUAGCUAUCCCUGACAAACUAGCAAUGAUUUUCACACCUAAUUCAUCCGUGAUCUCUGUUGUCCGCAAGUUAGCAUAUCUGCUGGCUCCCACCAUUUUCCUGAAUAGCAUCCCUCCAGUUCUGUUAGGCGUAGCAGUUGGAUCAGGUUGGCAAGCGUUGGCAGCAUAUAUAAACAUUGGAAGCUAUUACUUGGUGGGCUUCCCUCUCGGGAUUUUUAUAGGACGGGUGCUAAACUUUGGAUACAUGGGAAUCUGGGCUGGAAUGCUUGGUGGGAGUGUGAUACAGAUAUUGCUUCUGGCCAUCGUUGCAGUCACGUAUGGAUGGGAAAAGGAGGUUCAGAAAGCUCGCGGCAAACACAUUUUGAUGGAUAAAGCUGUAGAUGACUAGACAUUUCGAUCUGCUCAAUGUGCUUUGUUAUCCAUCUUACGUGGCAGGUGCCAUGGUUUGGCCUAUGACUUUGAUUAUUUUUAAAGUCAGGCAGAGCUGAAGCAAAACCGAUGUUGCUGUUAGGGUGAUUAAAUGAUUGCUACACUCAAAUCUCUAACUUAGACAAUACGGAGUACUAUACAUCUGCAUUAGCAUGCAUUUCCUGCAUUUUUUAUUCUCUUUAUUUAAAAACUUUGCAAAAUUAAAAAUAUGCAUCAAUAAGACAUGGGUGACUGCAGUUCAAUUUUAAUAACUCAAUACAGGAAAAUUAUAAGUCGUAACUGGUUUUUUCUUAAAAAAUUUAAUUAUUAUUGAUAUUAUUGUAAUACAGAGUAUAGUUAUGGGAAAAUUGUAAAAUAAUAGUGUUUGAAUUGCAGAAUCUAGAAUACAGAUUAUAUAUUUAGAGCUUGGAUAGAAUUGGUGUUUUAAGUCAAAGAAUUUCUGGUGAGUACAUUUGCAAGCUAAAAAUGUGUAGGCAAAUAUUCCAUGUAAUCAAAGAAGCCCUCCAUAACCUUCUUUUAUCCUUCCAUGCGGUAGUUCUGUAUAAUGGUGAAUAAGAACACCUUGAUCUGCUGCUCUCUUGCAAUAAAGAGGUAAAGAAACUGCAGGAAGUCUUGCAGAAAUUCUUUGUAAA
Messenger RNA from Chenopodium quinoa (quinoa), 3033 nucleotides. Its product is annotated as protein DETOXIFICATION 28-like. The record is from RefSeq and is a predicted model, not a curated record. Lineage: Eukaryota; Viridiplantae; Streptophyta; Magnoliopsida; Caryophyllales; Amaranthaceae. Gene Ontology annotation, biological process: xenobiotic detoxification by transmembrane export across the plasma membrane. Gene Ontology annotation, molecular function: antiporter activity; xenobiotic transmembrane transporter activity. Gene Ontology annotation, cellular component: membrane. The transcript is spliced from 9 exons. Bases 1398 to 2360 code for a protein of 320 amino acids.